AUGAUCGACCAGCGCAUUUUCGAGGAUCUCCAGACUAAGAUCGACGAGGAGACUACUGUCCGAGAUGAGCUACACGAGAUUGUUCAGACCCUUGCACGGAAAGGUCGAUCUACGACAGCUAUUCUUGCACGGGCACACUCGACCCCGUCUGAUCAGAUCAAGCCCGUCCUGGACGAUGCGGCCGCGGAAAUAAACGCGCAGAAGCAGGAGGUUUUCCGCCUGAAGGCUGUGGCUGACCAGCACCCAUUCUAUAAGUACAAUGGCUUGUGGACUCGCGAGCUUCAGAACCUCGUCGCUUCAAUUGAGCUGUGUGCAUGGCUCGGCGGACUGCAGGAGCACAAGACCAGCUCCGCUUCAUUCAUGACAAUCGAAGAGGUGGGCAAGUUCUUGGACAUCCCUGUCAACCUGAAGGAGCAGGAUGCCUUCCACUUGACUAUUGAGGAGUAUCUCCUGGCGUUGAUUGCCAUGGUGGAAGAACUGUCGCGUCUGGCUGUCAACUCGGUUACCCUUGGUGACUACGAUCGCCCUCUUCAGAUCAGCAACUUUAUCAAAGAUCUCUUCUCCGGAUUCCAGCUGCUUAACCUGAAGAAUGAUAUUCUGCGGAAGCGCAGCGACGGCGUCAAGUACAGUGUCAAGAAGGUCGAGGACGUCGUCUACGACCUCUCCUUGCGGAACCUGAUUCCCAAAGGCGGCGCCGCGGCUUGA
Molecule: messenger RNA, 705 nt
Organism: Penicillium cinerascens
Lineage: Eukaryota; Fungi; Ascomycota; Eurotiomycetes; Eurotiales; Aspergillaceae
Product: translin
Exons: 7
Coding region: 1-705 (234 amino acids)
Biological process (GO): RNA metabolic process
Cellular component (GO): cytoplasm; nucleus
Molecular function (GO): sequence-specific DNA binding; RNA binding; single-stranded DNA binding
Source: RefSeq, a predicted model, not a curated record